GGUGGGCGCGGUGCGAGCCUGUCCUUGUCGCUCAGGUACCCCAGCACCAUGUCGUCCCCGGCGUCUACCCCGAGCCGCCGCGGUAGCCGGCGCGGGCGUGCCACCCCUGCCCAAACGCCCCGAAGUGAGGAAGCCAGGUCAUCUCCCUCUCAGAGACGUAGAGGUGAAGAUUCCACCUCCACAGGAGAGCUGCAGCCCAUGCCCACCUCGCCAGGAGCUGACCUGCAGAGCCCUGCCGCUCAGGAUGCCUUGUUUUCCAGCCCUCCUCAGAUGCACUCUUCAGCUAUUCCUCUGGACUUUGAUGUUAGCUCACCCCUGACAUAUGGCACUCCCAGCUCUCGGGUGGAGGGAACCCCAAGAAGUGGGGCUAGGGGCACACCAGUGAGGCAGAGGCCUGACCUGGGCUCUGCACGUAAGGGUCUGCAAGUGGACUUGCAGUCUGAUGGGACAGCAGCAGAAGAUAUAGUAGCAAGUGAACAGUCUCUAGGCCAAAAACUUGUCAUCUGGGGAACAGAUGUAAAUGUGGCAACAUGCAAAGAAAAUUUUCAGAAAUUUCUUCAGCGUUUUAUUGACCCUCUGGCUAAAGAAGAAGAAAAUGUUGGCAUAGAUCUUACUGAACCUUUGUAUAUGCAACGACUUGGAGAGAUUAAUGUUAUUGGAGAGCCAUUUUUAAAUGUAAACUGUGAACACAUGAAAUCAUUUGACAAAAAUUUGUAUAGGCAGCUUAUCUUCUACCCACAGGAGGUUAUCCCAACCUUUGACAUGGCUGUCAAUGAAAUUUUCUUUGACCGUUACCCUGACUCUAUUUUAGAACAUCAGAUUCAAGUAAGACCAUUCAAUGCAUUGAAGACAAAGAACAUGAGAAACUUGAAUCCAGAAGACAUUGACCAGCUCAUCACCAUCAGUGGCAUGGUCAUCAGAACAUCACAGCUGAUACCUGAGAUGCAGGAGGCCUUCUUCCAGUGCCAAGUGUGUGCCCACACCACCCGGGUGGAGAUGGACCGCGGCCGCAUUGCUGAGCCCUGUGUCUGUGGGCGCUGCCACACUACCCACAGCAUGGCGCUGAUCCACAACCGCUCCCUGUUUUCCGACAAGCAGAUGAUCAAACUUCAAGAGUCUCCUGAAGACAUGCCUGCGGGGCAGACACCUCACACUGUUGUCCUGUUUGCUCACAAUGAUCUUGUGGACAAGGUUCAGCCUGGGGACAGAGUGAAUGUCACAGGCAUCUAUAGAGCAGUGCCUAUUCGAGUCAAUCCAAGAGUGAGCAACGUGAAGUCUGUUUACAAAACCCACAUUGAUGUCAUUCAUUAUCGAAAAACGGAUGCAAAACGCCUGCAUGGCCUUGAUGAAGAAGCAGAACAGAAGCUUUUUUCAGAGAAACGUGUGGAAUUGCUGAAGGAACUUUCCAGGAAACCAGACAUUUAUGAGAGACUGGCUUCAGCUUUGGCUCCCAGCAUUUAUGAACACGAAGAUAUAAAGAAGGGAAUCCUACUUCAGCUCUUUGGUGGAACAAGGAAAGAUUUCAGUCACACAGGAAGGGGUAAAUUUCGAGCCGAAAUCAACAUCCUUCUGUGCGGUGACCCUGGUACCAGCAAGUCCCAGCUGCUGCAGUAUGUGUACAACCUGGUCCCCAGGGGCCAAUACACGUCUGGAAAGGGUUCCAGUGCAGUUGGCCUCACAGCCUAUGUUAUGAAAGACCCUGAAACCAGACAACUGGUCCUGCAGACAGGUGCCCUUGUCCUGAGUGACAAUGGCAUCUGCUGCAUUGAUGAGUUCGACAAGAUGAAUGAAAGUACAAGAUCAGUGCUGCAUGAGGUGAUGGAGCAGCAGACUCUCUCCAUUGCAAAGGCUGGAAUCAUCUGUCAGCUUAAUGCACGAACCUCUAUACUGGCUGCAGCAAAUCCCAUCGAAUCUCAAUGGAAUCCUAAAAAAACAACCAUUGAAAAUAUUCAGCUACCUCACACAUUGUUGUCAAGGUUUGAUUUGAUCUUCCUCAUGCUGGACCCUCAGGAUGAGGCAUAUGAUAGGCGUUUGGCUCACCACCUGGUAGCACUGUAUUAUCAGAGUGAGGAGCAGGUGGAGGAGGAGUUCUUGGACAUGACAUUGCUGAAAGACUACAUCGCAUAUGCUCACAGCACCAUCAUGCCACAGCUGAGUGAAGAGGCCAGCCAGGCUCUAAUUGAGGCUUAUGUAGACAUGAGGAAGAUCGGUAGCAGCCGAGGAAUGGUGUCUGCAUACCCUAGACAGCUGGAGUCAUUAAUUCGCUUAGCAGAAGCUCAUGCUAAAGUAAGAUUUUCAACCAAAGUUGAAGCAAUUGAUGUGGAAGAAGCAAAACGCCUCCACCGGGAGGCUCUGAAGCAGUCUGCAACUGAUCCCCGGACUGGCAUUGUGGACAUAUCUAUUCUUACUACAGGAAUGAGUGCCACUUCUCGUAAACGAAAAGAAGAAUUAGCAGAAGCAUUGAGAAAACUUAUUUUAUCUAAGGGCAAAACGCCAGCUCUAAAAUAUCAGCAACUUUUUGAAGAUAUUCGGGGACAAUCUGACAUAGCAAUUACCAAAGAUAUGUUUGAAGAAGCCCUGCGUGCCUUGGCUGAUGAUGACUUCUUGACAGUGACUGGCAAAACUGUUCGCUUGCUGUGAGGCCUGUUGUAAGCCAUGCUGCUUGUAUGUGACCCACAGGGUCAGUUCCUGCUGCCAUCAAUGCAAAUAGAUUCUGAAGG
Molecule: messenger RNA, 2720 nt
Organism: Castor canadensis (American beaver)
Lineage: Eukaryota; Metazoa; Chordata; Mammalia; Rodentia; Castoridae
Gene: Mcm4
Product: minichromosome maintenance complex component 4
Biological process (GO): double-strand break repair via break-induced replication; DNA strand elongation involved in DNA replication; mitotic DNA replication initiation
Cellular component (GO): nucleus; MCM complex
Molecular function (GO): single-stranded DNA binding; ATP binding; single-stranded DNA helicase activity
Source: RefSeq, a predicted model, not a curated record